AUGAGGCCCCCAGAGCCCUCGGCCUUCACCGGGGUUCCUCGUCCUGUGCGCUCGGCCUUCUGCCAGAAGGCACCCACCAACUCCAUCUCACUCUCCCUGUCCCCACCUAACCCACUCUUCUCCUACCACGCCUGCAGCCCUCCAGCCCUGCACUUGGAGAGGGCACUCAUCCUGUCCCUGGUCCACGGCUUGCUUCGCUGCAACGCUGGUCGCGCGAGCCUCCGGGAGGGCGCUGUGCGCAGAGCCGAGCCGCAGCCUGGCCAGCUCGCCCUCGUGGCGGCCGAGAGCACACACGACGGAGGAGCAGUGGACUGGAAGCCUCUGACCUUGAGCCUGGAGAGCUGUCAGUCAGAACAAGGCCCAGAAGGUGUGAGCCGCCAGAGGGGCUGGGCUCCCCUGUCUGGGGCUGCCCCUGUCCGCUGGGGCCGCCCGUCCUGCGCAACUCACUGCUGCCCUCUCUCCGCAGUGCUGCUCACGGCCGUGAACUGCUACAGCGUGAAGGCCGCCACCCGGGUCCAGGACGCCUUCGCCGCCGCCAAGCUCCUGGCGCUGGCCUUGAUCAUUCUGCUCGGCUUCAUCCAGAUUGGGAAGGGUGACGUGUCCAAUCUGGAUCCUACGUUCUCGUUCGAGGGCACCAAGCUGGACGUGGGGAACAUUGUGCUGGCAUUGUACAGCGGCCUCUUUGCCUAUGGGGGAUGGAACUACUUGAAUUUUGUCACAGAGGAGAUGAUCAAUCCCUACAGAAACCUGCCCCUGGCCAUCAUCAUCUCCCUCCCCAUCGUCACCCUGGUGUACGUGCUGACGAACCUGGCCUACUUCACCACACUGUCCACGGAGCAGAUGCUGACGUCGGAGGCUGUGGCCGUGGAAUUCGGGAACUAUCACCUGGGCGUCAUGUCCUGGAUCAUCCCCGUCUUCGUGGGCCUGUCCUGCUUCGGCUCCGUCAAUGGGUCCCUGUUCACGUCCUCUCGGCUGUUCUUCGUGGGGGCCAGGGAGGGCCAUCUGCCCUCCGUCCUGUCCAUGAUCCACCCCCAGCUCCUGACACCCAUGCCGUCCCUCAUCUUUACGUGCGUCAUGACCCUGCUGUACGCCUUCUCCAGAGACAUCUUCUCCGUCAUCAACUUCUUCAGCUUCUUCAACUGGCUCUGCGUGGCCCUGGCCAUCGCCGGGAUGCUGUGGCUCCGCUACAAGAAGCCCGAACUGGAGCGGCCCAUCAAGGUGAACUUGGCCCUCCCCGUGUUCUUCAUCCUGGCCUGCAUCUUCCUCAUCGCCGUCUCCUUCUGGAAGACCCCUGUGGAGUGUGGCAUUGGCUUCACCAUCAUCCUCAGCGGCCUGCCCGUCUACUUCUUCGGGGUCUGGUGGAGAAACAAGCCCAAGUGGCUCCUCCAAGGCAUCUGUGAGUACCUUUAUCCGCAGUCUGGGCCCCCCUUCCCAGACCCCAGAGCGGGGCCGUCUGCAGCUCUGGUCUAA
Leptonychotes weddellii (Weddell seal) is the source of this 1470-nucleotide messenger RNA. The record is from RefSeq and is a predicted model, not a curated record. Lineage: Eukaryota; Metazoa; Chordata; Mammalia; Carnivora; Phocidae.